Molecule: messenger RNA, 3417 nt
Organism: Chironomus riparius
Lineage: Eukaryota; Metazoa; Arthropoda; Insecta; Diptera; Chironomidae
Source: the annotation of a GenBank genome assembly
UUCAACUGUUGAAGUGAUAUAAAGUGUUGACAGCUCGUGCUUAGUGAAAAAUAAAAUAAAAAGACUUUGAAGAAAUUGUGCGUAUGUGACUUUUGAGAGAUAUUUCAAAAAGUGAUUGAAAAUUUUGUGCUAAUGCGAGAAUUAGUUUUAUAAAAAGAAGCAAAGAAGAUAUUAAGAAUGGAUAUAAAUGAGUUUCGUGAAUUCGGACAUGCUGCCAUAGAGUUUUUGAUUGAAUAUUUGGAAACUAUUCGUGAUCGGCCAGUGCUUCCAGAUGUACAACCAGGAUUCCUACAAGAACAUAUGCCUUCAGAAAUGCCAGAACAACCAGAAAGUUGGCAAGAGAUUAUGGAAGAUUUGAAAAAAUACAUAGUUCCUGGUCUCACACACUGGCAAUCGCCACGUUUUCAUGCAUUUUAUCCCUCGCAAACAUCAUUUCCUUCAAUCAUUGGAGAAAUGCUCACAGCUGGAAUUGGUGUUGUUGGAUUUAAUUGGAUGUGUAGUCCCGCUGCUACUGAGCUAGAAGUGAUUGUUAUGGAUUGGCUUGGAAAGUUUUUAAAUCUUCCAGAACAUUUCUUGCCGAGCGGUAAAGGAAAUGGAGGUGGUAUUAUUCAAGGAAGUGCUAGUGAAUCUAUCCUUGUUGCUGUUCUUGCUGCUCGUGAAGAAAAGGUCCGUGAAAUGAAGAUUAAACGACCAGAUCUCUCAGAAAGUGAUGUUCGUUCUAAGCUUGUUGGAUAUGGUUCAAUACACUCGAAUAGUGCCAUUGAGAAGUCAGGCUUGCUUUCAGCUACAAAAAUAAGAUUGCUAGAUGCAGAUGAUACGUCUAUUUUACGAGGAGAAACCGUUCAAAAGGCAAUUGAAGAUGACAUUGCUAAUGGUUUGAUUCCAUUUGUUUGCAUCACAACGAUCGGAACGACAGGAACGUGUGCAUUCGAUAACAUGGAAGAAAUCGGUCCCAUACUUAAGAAAUAUAACGUUUGGAUGCAUAUCGAUGCGGCAUACGCCGGAGCAGCAUUUUGUUUGCCUGAGUAUGCACACAUAAAGAAAGGUGCAGAAUAUGGUGAUUCAAUUAAUUUUAAUUUACAUAAAUGGAUGCUCGUAAAUUUCGAUUGUGCCGCUAUGUGGAUUAAAGAUGCUGCAAAAUUGACUAAAUCAUUCAAUGUCGAGCGUAUAUACUUGGAUCAUAAAUAUCAAGGUGAAUCAAAAGCUCCAGAUUAUCGUCACUGGCAGUUGGCACUUGGUCGUCGAUUCCGUUCUUUAAGAGUAUGGAUUACAUUCAGAACAUAUGGUCAAGAAUAUAUCAGAAAUUAUCUUCGAAAGCAUAUAAACCUUGCUGGUAUGUUCUUGAAUUAUGUAAACAAGGAUGAUCGUUUUGAAGAAACAGGUCAAUCUCUUGCACUAGCUUACUUCCGUCUUAAGGGAGACGAUUCUCUCACGCGUAAAUUAUUAGACAGAAUUAACACUCGUAGAAAUAUUUACUUGAUUCCUGCAUUCUAUCACAACAAAGUCAUUAUCAGAUUUGUCAUUUGUGGUUUAGAUCCACAAGAAAAGGAUAUUGACUAUGCAUGGAAUGAGGUCAAAACAGUAACAGAUGAGUUGCUGGCUGAAAUGGAAGCAGAAAAAAAUAAAAUUCCUGCAAUCAAUGAAAUUGAAGCUGAAAUUGAAAAUCUCGAGAUCACAGAUAAAGUCAAUGUAAUCACCGAAAAUUUCGCUAAGAGCAUUACACUUUGUGAAGAGAAGACAGUUCAUUAAGUGGCUAUAGUUUCUGUAAGAUAUAUCAUGAUGAGAGCUUUUUCGUACGUUUUAUUAUAGUUUGGGGUGUAAAAGCUUCAAAAGCUUAAAAAAACUUUAAAAGCUUAAUAAAGUUUUGAAAAAGCUCAUUUUAAAUUAUUUUUUGUUUCUUUUUUUAACCGUAUUUAAUAAAUAAAUACAAGCCACAGUUUCUUUUGACGAUGCUGUAAAAUUUUAUUAUCCAUUUCUUUAUAAAUUCGUGUGUAAAUCAAUUAAAAAUAAAGAUUACAUCUUUAACAUAAGAGAAGAAAUUUCUCUUAAACAAAUUGGCCCCAUUAUUCAAUUUUAACUUAUUUUUUUUGUUCUUUUAAAACUUCUGUUGCAGCUUCACUGACCUCAUUCCAUGAGAUAUCCAUAUCUUCAGGACGGGUGAAACGUGAACAAACAGCCAUACGCAAAAAGUAUGUGUCAUUAACUUUUGAAGGAACAAGAUGAAUUUUGCCACGUCCAUUAAUUCUUUUAAGGAGUGCUUCGCUAAUUUCAUUAGCACCUUUGAGACGGAAACAUACUAAGCCCAUUUGAACUUUUGAGAAGAUUUCGAAUCGUUCAUCCUUUUUGCAACUUUCUUCGAACUGAUUUGCAAAUCCAAUGUGACGACGAAUAUGUGUCUGUAAGUUUUCAACACCAUAAAGUCUAAGAACGAACCACAAUUUCAAUGCUCUGAAUCUUCUGCCUAAUGGAAUUUGCCAGUGUCUGUAGUCAGGUGCAGAUCCUUGUUGGUCAUGUUUAAGAUACAAUGGAUCGACAUUGAAAGCAUUAACAACCCAAUUUGGAUCCUUUAACCACAUAGCACUGCAGUCAAAAUUAACCAACAUCCAUUUGUGUGGAUUGAAGUUGAAUGAGUCAGCAGUUUCAAUUCCUUUCAUUAAAGGUCUAUACUCAGGGCAGAUAAAAGCACUUCCGGCAUAAGCAGCAUCAACAUGAAUCCAAACAUUAUGACGAUUUCCGACUGGUCCAAGUUCAUCCAAUCGAUCGAAUGCGCAGGUGUUUGUGGUUCCUAAUGUAGCUACAGCGUAGAAUGGAAUAAGACCUUCAUCCAAAUCUUUUUUGAUUGCUUCUUCCAAUGUUUCUCCUCUCAAUUGUAAAUUGUCAUCAGCCUUCAAACUUCUCAUACGAACUCCACCUAAAAGUCCAGCGCGCUCAACUGAGGAAUGUGCUUGGUCUAGAAUUAAGAUAUGCAAAUUAGAUACCUGCUUAAAAAUAAUCAGGAUAAAACCACUCACUUGAGCUGUAAGCAAUCAAUUUAGAAACGAUUGUGUUGUCGUCCCAAUCAGGAUGUUCUGCCUUAACUCUUUGAAUUGUUUUUGCCUUAGCUCCGAGUAAAGCAACAAGAGUUGCCUCAGAUGCAGUUCCUUGAAUUAAAUAAUGGCAAUUAAGUAUUUUUCAUACAUUUUAGAAAGGAAUUUAGAAGUUUACCUUGAAUAACUCCACCAGCUUUACCUCCUGAGCAUGCAAGAAAUUCUUCUGGUAAACCGAUCAUCUUGCCUAACCAAUCAAGCAUAACAACUUCGAGUUCUGUACAUGCUGGGCUAGCAAUCCACGUAAAACCAAUACAUGCAAUUGCGCCACUCAACAUAUCGGCUACAAUUGCUGGAUAAGAAUUUGCUGUUGGAAAGUAGGCGUGGAACU